AUGAGAGGAAGCAGGGCGGUCCCUCUGUCUAUGCAUGGGUGGAGCGCGCAGUGAGGAAAUGUCAGAAGGAAGCUGAGAAACGGUCCCCGCGCCACUCGCAUGAGGCUGCUCUCACCGGAUGACCCGAAAGAUGAACUUUAUCACCAUGAACUCACCCAGAAACACCACACGGGAUCUGUUUGAAUGUGCACAUUAGAAACGAGCUGAAGAUGCAGGGGGCCAUUGCACGGCUGUGUGUGGUGGUGGCUGCUGCCAUAUUAAACCAUCCCUUGCUCUUUCCGCAUGAAAACACCACACUCCCGGAGCAGGAUGAGGAGCUGAUCGCUCGAAUGCGGGAGCAUGAGGCAAGACUGGAAAUGGAGAAGGCCAAGUUGGAGAAAGAGCUUUCACAGAUGGACUCAAAGCAGGAAGAGACCACCUUGCAGGAAGGUUAUAGUUGGUACUUCUGGACCACCGUGUCUUUUAUAAUAUUCUUCACCAUCGAGAUGUGUAGGGUGGAUCUGGCUGAUGGAGAAGUCCGGCAAGUUGAGGAGGAAGAGGUUUUUUCAGAGAGUGGAUCCAUCAACCCCAGGAUGAUGGUACUGGAUAAGGACAUCCUGAGUAACUUCUGUGAUAAAUGCACCUACACUUCAGCACAUGAAAACUGGAGGGUGAGGGAGUUUGUCGAGGGUUUUGCAGAUGACUUGCUCGAGUCACUCAGGAGCGUGUGCAACAGGGACACAGACAUGGAAGUCGGGGACUUUGUUGGCAUUGGAAGCAUGUUUGAGUCCUGGAAGGUUUGCAAACCGCUCACAUGUGACCUCAUCGUGCCUUUCUCACCUCCAGAUCUGCACUCCUUCCAGUACCACCUGUGGUGCAGCUCCUCCAGUGACAUACCUCCUGAUAUGCAGGGCUGUGGGAAGAUAAAGGUGACCACACCUGGGGAGAAUGGGGGGGGCUGUCUCUGUGGCUCUGCUAACCUCGGAGAGGACAUGCUUUGUCUGCUGCAUGGCAGAAAUGACACGCCCAAAGUCAGUCUGAGUCCUGAUGAACUGCUGUGCUCCAGAGACACAAACUGCUUAGCGAAAGACCAAGUCAUGAAGUGGUUUCAGAUCUCUGUAACCAAAGCGUGGGGACGCAUCUCUCACAAAUAUGACUUUGAUGUUACCUUUCGCAGCCUGGAUGCUGCCGGUGCUCUGAAGAUCCGAUUCCCGUCAGGGAAAAUCAUCGUAAUGAACAUCGUUCCGGUGGUCCAGCUUGAGGAUACAGAUGCUUAUUUUGUCUCGCACUUUCCAUCGGAUGUUGACAGCUUCCCAGACCCAUACUGGCCCCUAUCUGUUGCUGUCUACGAGAGGAAUUUGCUGAAACAUUUUACUAAACGCCUACCAAAACAUUCCUGUCAUUUACACUGCCUCCAGAUUGUUACUUUCUUACACAAAAAGCAAUCAGGGCUGACUGGAAAAAGUGCCCUUACAAACUAUCACUUAAAGACUGCUCUGUUGCACUUGUUGCUGAGUAAAAAGACCAUCAUGUGGAGCGUUGAGAGUAUGCAGCACAGGGUCCAGGACUUGCUCAGCUUAGUGCAGAGGAGCCUGCAGGAGAAAAGACUUAACCAUGUCAUGAUUGGGAACAGUAAAGUGCCAGAAGAGAUCCAGGUUCCUGAGAUGAUUCGCAGAGCAGAGCCCAUCAACCUGUUCAGGACACUGGUGCUGCAGAGGGAGCUUUAUGCAGCAACAGUCAGGCAUUUUCAGGAGAUGCUGAGAAAUGCACCUGUGCUCCUACAGGAGUAUACACCGUACUUAUCAAAUGGAGGUUUACAUCACAGCCUGGAUGAAAGUUUAUAGGCACUCAGCAUCUGAACAAUUUUAGACACGUAUAUCAGACAUAUCGUUCAGUGAUACUAUAAGUAAUGUUACUAAAAGGUGCAUGCACAUUGUUUAGCUCUUGCUGGUAUCUAAAUUUGUAGUGGUUUUGCCGUAGCUGCUACUUUUAAAACCUUUUUAAAUAAAAGAUGGACUACUGCUAACACCGAUGCUAAAGGAAGAAUUGGAAAAUUUAGUGGAGAAACUCAGCAAUAUUAGGUAUUUACAAUUUUAUUGUAAUACAUUUUUAAAUUGAAAUAAAAACAAAAACCAGCACAGUCCUGAAGAAGCACGUGCUAACACGAUUCAGUACCAUUAAAAACGGCAGCAUCACUGCUCCACCUAGUGGUUGCAGAUUGUAUCAACCAAAGUAAAGUAGUCACAAAUAGAAGGUGCACUGCAGUUAUUUGUGGCUUAUAUGUAGACUAGUCAUGGUUUUGUUGUAGCUGCUUUCUUUUAACCUUUUCUUGAGAAUACAGCUUACUGCUAUCAGACGCUGAGGGAAAAACCUCAACAUCUCAGUGGAGAUACCAGCAAUACAGACACUUUGGCACAGGUGUCCCUCGGCUCCUGGAUGACACAUUUUAGCAGGAAAUCUUAACAUAAAUACCUCUCAUAUUAUACGGAUUCAACCAGGAAUCUUUAACAAAACAGUGAACUGUCUGCUUUGUAUAACAGUGUUUUAUGUUUCAUUGUUACUGUUGCAGAUCUGAUGGCAGCUAUUAAGGUUUGUAAUACUGUAUGUAUCUUUUAUGCCUUGUUAGAGCUUAUUUUCUUAAUUUUACUUGUGAUAUUUUUACUGUGUGUGGUUCUAGGUUAUUAAAUGAGACCAUAAAAGGGAAA
Molecule: messenger RNA, 2684 nt
Organism: Oreochromis niloticus (Nile tilapia)
Lineage: Eukaryota; Metazoa; Chordata; Actinopteri; Cichliformes; Cichlidae
Gene: itprip
Product: inositol 1,4,5-trisphosphate receptor interacting protein
Exons: 2
Coding region: 210-1823 (537 amino acids)
Cellular component (GO): membrane
Source: RefSeq, a predicted model, not a curated record